GGUUGUAUCAACGAUUCAUUAAAUUUAAUGUGACAUUAACCCUAAUAAGUUAUUAAAUCCUUAAUGUGACAUUAGUUAAUGGAUUCAUUAAAUACCGUUGUAUAAAACCUUUAUUAAACUCACAUUAGUUAAUGUGACAUUAAUAUCUCAUUAAAUGACACCAAUCCCAUAAUGCAGCGUAAUGUUUACUUCUUGUCUAUUUACAUCGUCUGCAUAUCUUUUGUUUACGUGCUUUCAAUUAUAACGUACGAAAUGUCUGUCAACCAAAAAGAAAAAAGCAACAGAAAUCGUGGGAAAAAUUUCGACAGUAGUGAAAUUCAGCUUCUGACUGAGCUAGUGGAAAAAAAUAUAGCCAUUAUAAAUAGCAAAUUCAGCAACACACUGACGAAUGAAAAGAAGAAGGCUGUGUGGCAGAGCAUAACCGACCAAUUAAACGCUCUUGGUGUUGCUUGCAGAUCGGUUAAAGAGAUCAAAACAAAAUGGACCAACAUGCAUCAGUCUGCUAAACGUGAAUUUAGCGAUGCUAAAAUAAGCCAACGUAAGACAGGGGGUGGUCCGAUGGCAAAACCCUUGUCCGUGGUCAAUGAGAAAAUCGUGGAUUUAUUCAAGGACUCACCAUCCUUCAAUGGACUGUCAGGUUUCGAAACCCAGUCUUAUGGUGAUGGAAACAUGGAGUUAAUAGGUUCUCCUAAGACUGUGUCCCUCCUAUCUGAUUUGCUUAUACAUGUACCUCAACAUGACAAUAACGAACAAGUAUUAGAGGUUGACGUCAACCAUGUUCUCGUCACCAAGGACUCGGACGCAUCAUGUACUUCGCAGAAGACUGCAUUAGAACUUGAAACGGAAGAGCCAGCAUCUACAUCCCAAAGACCAGGCACUUCGGAAAGAGCAAGCGCUUGUACUACACAUCGCAAGAAGAUCAAGCCAGAGGAUGUGACUCGCAUGCAGUACGAGGUCUUGGUAAAGCAGAAGAACAAACUUGAGGAACAAACUCUGUACUACAAACUAAUGAACAAGAAACUUAAAAUGGAAUUGAAUUUGACAAAUGAGGAUUGAUAGUUAUUUAAUUGAACUAUAUGUCUCUCAUAUUUGGCCCAGGUUAGACUGUCAGUGCCAAAUUUUAAAUAUUUUCCUCCUUAAUUAUACCCAAGCAAAAAUCCCAGAUGCUGGAGUUUUCAAAAGCACGUACAUCUUAUAAUUAUUAAAAUGAUAUGAAUUAUUCAACAUUUGUUCAACUACUUGAGGAUCAUGUAGAAAUGAAACACAUUUUCCUUAUAUUGUCAUGUAUUUUGUACCUCAUCAAACAAGUGUUACAUGUCAAAAAUACUGCAUAUAUUGCAAUUAUAGUAACUCUCUCUCUCUCUCUCUCUCUCUCUCUCUCUCUCUCUCUCAC
Ostrea edulis (European flat oyster) is the source of this 1393-nucleotide messenger RNA. RefSeq lists its product as uncharacterized. The transcript has 3 exons. The record is from RefSeq and is a predicted model, not a curated record. Lineage: Eukaryota; Metazoa; Mollusca; Bivalvia; Ostreida; Ostreidae. Gene Ontology annotation, cellular component: nucleus. Bases 172 to 1056 code for a protein of 294 amino acids.